Neomonachus schauinslandi (Hawaiian monk seal) is the source of this 8574-nucleotide messenger RNA. It is a transcript of the gene PTPRB, whose product is annotated as protein tyrosine phosphatase receptor type B. The coding region runs from base 1 to 6645 and encodes 2214 amino acids. Gene Ontology annotation, molecular function: cadherin binding; protein tyrosine phosphatase activity. The transcript is spliced from 34 exons. Gene Ontology annotation, biological process: angiogenesis; protein dephosphorylation. Lineage: Eukaryota; Metazoa; Chordata; Mammalia; Carnivora; Phocidae. The record is from RefSeq and is a predicted model, not a curated record.
AUGGAGGCUGAAUUUUACAUGGCGAUUCUUACCUGCUGGAUCUUUGGGAAUUCAGAGGGGUUUCAGAUCGUCCAUGUCCAUAAACAAGAGUGCCUUUCCAAAAAUAAGAGAGUGGUCGUGGGUUUGUGUGAUGGGACCAGCCAGAACCAGCAGUGGAUGUGGACUGAGGAUGGAAAACUCCUUCAUGUUAAAUCUGCUCUGUGCCUGGGCAUCUCCAAUUCUCGUGGUCCUUCCCUAUCAGCUAUCUUUACCCACUGCUCCCAGGCACCCCGAUGGACUUGCCAUGAGCAGGAAGGGUUCCUUGAGGUGGAAAAUACCUCUCUCUUUCUCAAGAAACAAGGCUCCAAGGUAGUGGUCAAGAAGGACAGGAAAUACCUCCAUAGCUGGAUGAAAAUAGAUAUCAACCAGGAGGGAAAACCAGUGAACGGAAGCCUCUGCUUAAAAAAAGCUGUCCUGGGAGCAGAAGUUUCAGUGAGGAGCACUAGAAACACGGCUCCGCCCCAAAUCCCCACUACUUUAAAUGCACUUCCAUAUAGCCCGGAACACCUUAUUAGGAACACCACAGAGGCCUUCACCAGAAGUGCAACAGAACACUCCAGCCACAACAGCAGACAGAGGCAGCACCCCGAUCUGCAGAUGACUGGAAUUACAGAGACACCUUGGGUCCCCUGGACUAUUCGGCCCUUCUCCAGCACCACGGAACAGACUGGACUGGGGGAGCCAGUGAGAUGUAACUUCACCCUGACGGAGUCCAAGGUCUCCAGCCGGUCCGCGUCUCUCCAGUGGAGAACUCUGGGGUCACCCUGUAACUUCAGCCUCAUCUAUAGCAGUGACACGUUAGGGGUCGCAUGGUGCCACCCCACGCGGAUAGACAACACCACCUAUGGAUGCUACCCCAAGGAUCUGCAGGCGGGAACCACCUAUAACUUCAGGAUUGUGUCUCUGGAUGGAGAAGAGAGAACUGUGGUCUUGCAAACAGAUCCUUUACCUCCUGCUAAGUUUGAAGUCAGUAAAGAGAAGACUACUUCAACCAGCUUGCAUGUUUGGUGGACUCCUUCUUCUGGAAAAGUCACCUGGUAUGAGAUCCAAUUGUUUGACAAUAACCAAAAGAUACAGGAGACCCAAAUUCAAGAAAGUACUUCAUGGAAUGAACAUACAUUUUUUAACCUCACUGCUGGUAAUAAAUACAAUAUUGCCAUCACAGCUAUUUCUGGAGAGAAACGUUCCCUUACAAUUUAUACCAAUGGAUCAACAGUGCCAUCCGCAGUGAAAGAUAUCAAUAUUUCAGCAAAAACCAAUUCUCUCCUGCUUUCCUGGUCCCAUGGCUCUGGGAAUGUAGAAAGAUACCAGCUACUGCUGAUGGAUAAAGACGUCCUAGUUCAUGGCAGUGUCGUGGACAAACAUGCUACUUCCUUCAGUUUUCACGGACUGACACCUGGACACCUCUAUAACCUUACCAUUGUGACCGAGGCUGCAGGGCUGCAAAACUACAGAUGGAAACCGGCCAGGACAACCCCCAUGGAAGUCUCAAAUCUAAAGGUGACAAAUGAUGGCACUUUGACCUCUCUAAAAGUCAAGUGGCAAAGACCUUCUGGAAAUGUGGAUUCCUACAACAUUACCCUGUUUCACCAAGGGACUAUCAAAGAAUCCAGAACAUUAGCACCCCAAGUUACAGAAACCCAAUUUAAAGACUUAAUCCCUGGACGUCUUUAUCAAGUUACCAUCAGCUGUGUCUCUGGUGAAUUGUCUGCUCAGAAGACGGCAGUGGGCAGAACAGUUCCAGAGAAAGUUGGAAACCUGGAGGUAAACAGCAAUGGUUCGAUAAGGUCCCUAAUAGUGAGCUGGUCGCCCCCUGCUGGAGACUGGGAGCAGUAUCGAAUCCUACUCUUCAAUGAUUCUGUGGUGCUGCUCAACAUCACCGUGGGAAAGGAAGAAACACACUAUGCCAUAGAUGAUGUGGGGCUCAUACCGGGAAGACAGUAUGAAGUAGAAGUCACUGUUGAGAGUGGAAAUCUGAAGAAUUCUAAGCGUUGCCAAGGCAGGACGGUCCCCCUGGCUGUCCUCCAGCUUCGUGUCAAACAUGCCAAUGAAACCUCACUGGGCGUCAUGUGGCAGACUCCUGUAGCAGAAUGGGAGAAAUACAUCAUUUCACUGGCUGACAGAGACCUCUUACUCAUCCACAAGUCGCUCCCCAAAGAUGCCAAAGAAUUCACUUUUACUGACCUGGUACCUGGACGAAAAUACAUUGCUACAGUCACCAGUAUUAGUGGAGACUUAAAAAAUUCAUCUUCAACUAAAGGAAGAACAGUGCCUGCCCAAGUGACUGGCUUGUAUGUGGCCAACCAAGGAACAACCAGCAGUCUGUUUACUAACUGGACCCAGGCCCUGGGAGACAUAGAAUUCUACCAAGUCUUACUGAUCCAUGAAAACGUGGUCAUCAAAAAUGAAAGUGUCUCCAGUGAGACCAGCAGAUACAGCUUUCACUCCCUCAAAUCAGGCAGCCUCUAUUCUGUGGUGGUAACAACAGUGAGCGGCGGGAUCUCAUCCCGACAAGUGGUGGUGGAGGGAAGGACAGUCCCUUCCAGUGUGAGCGGAGUGACGGUAAACAAUUCUGGUCGCAAUGACUACCUGAGCGUUUCCUGGCUGCCGGCUCCUGGAGACAUGGAUAACUAUGUGGUGACACUCUCUCAUGGCAGCAGGGUCGUUCAGUCCCUCGUUAUUGCCAAGUCUGUCAGUGAAUGUUCCUUCAGCUCCCUUACCCCGGGCCGCCUCUACAAUGUGACUAUAACUACGAGGAGCGGCAAGUAUGAAAACCAUUCCUUCAGCCAGGAGCGAACAGUGCCUGACAAGGUCCAGGGAGUCAGUAUUAGCAACUCGGCCAGGAGUGACUAUUUAAAGGUAUCCUGGGUGCAUGCUACUGGAGACUUUGAUCAUUAUGAAGUCACCAUUAAAAACAAAAACAACUUCAUUCAAACCAAAAGCAUCCCCAAGCCUGAAAACGAGUGUGUAUUUGUUAAGUUAGUCCCUGGACGGUUGUACAGUGUUACUGUUAGUACAAGAAGUGGACAAUAUGAAGCCAGUGAACAGGGGAAUGGAAGAACAAUCCCAGAGCCUGUUAGGGAUCUAACAUUGCGGAACAGGAGCACUGAGGACCUUCUGGUGACUUGGUCACGAGCUGAUGGGGAUGUUGACCAAUAUGAGAUCCAGCUACUCUUCAAUGAUAUGAAAGUAUUUCCUCCUUUUCACCUCGUAAAUACUGCAACUGAGUAUCGAUUCACCUCCCUGACGCCAGGGCGCCAGUAUAAAAUUCUUGUCUUGACCAUCAGUGGAGAAGUACAGCAGUCAGCCUUCAUUGAGGGCUUCACAGUUCCAAGCGCUGUCAAAAAUAUCCAUGUUUCUCCCAAUGGGGCGACAGACAGCCUGACAGUCAACUGGACUCCUGGUGGGGGUGAUGUUGACUCCUACACAGUGUCAGCGUUCAGGCAGAAUCAGAAGGUGGAGUCUCAGACUAUCUCCAAACACGUCUCGGAGCACACAUUCCACAGGCUGGAGGCUGGGGAACAGUACCAGAUUGUGAUCGCCUCGGUCAGCGGCUCCCUAAAGAACCAGAUAGAUGCAGUUGGGCGGACAGUCCCAGCAUCAGUCCAGGGAAUAAUUGCCGACAAUGCAUACAGCAGUCAUUCCUUAAUGGUAAGUUGGCAAAAAGCUGUUGGCGUGGCAGAAAGGUACGAGAUCCUGCUUCUAAACGACAAGGGGAUCCUUCUGAGUAACACAUCAGAGCCAGCCGCCACCAAGCAGCACAAAUUUGAAGACCUAACGCCAGGAAAGAAAUACAAGAUACAGAUCCUAACUGUCAGCGGAGGGCUCUUCAGCAAGGAAGCCCAGACUGAAGGCCGCACAGUCCCGGCAGCUGUCACCAACCUGAGGAUCACGGAGAACUCCACCAGACACCUGUCCUUCAGCUGGACCACCUCAGAAGGGGAGCUCAACGGGUACAACAUCUUUCUGUACAACCCAGAUCGAACGCUUCAGGAAAGAGCUCAGGUUGACCCACAAGUCCAGAGCUUCUCUUUCCAGAACUUGCUACAAGGCCGAAUGUACAAAAUGGUGAUCGUAACUCACAGUGGGGAGCUGUCUAAUGAGUCUUUCAUAUUCGGUAGAACAGUCCCAGCUUCCGUGAGUAACCUCAGAGGAUCCAACCGGAAUAUGACAGACAGUCUCUGGUUCAGCUGGAGUCCGGCCUCCGGGGACUUUGACUUUUAUGAGCUGAUUCUCUACAACCCUAAUGGCACGAAGAAGGAGAACUGGAGAGACAAGGACCUGACCGAAUGGCGUUUCCAUGGCCUCAUUCCUGGAAGGAAGUACACGCUGUGUGUGGUAACUCACAGUGGGGACCUCAGCAACAAGCUCACGGGCGAGAGCAGAACAGCCCCAACUCCUCCCAGUCUUAUGUCAUUUGCUGAUGUUACAAACACAUCCUUGGCCAUCACCUGGAAGGGGCCACCAGACUGGACAGACUAUGAUGACUUUGAGCUGCAGUGGUCCCCCAGAGAUGCAAUCACGGUCUUCAACCCCUACAGCAACAGGAAAUCAGAAGGACGCAUCAUAUAUGGUCUUCGUCCAGGGAGAUCCUAUCAAUUUAGUGUCAAGACUGUCAGUGGUGACUCCUGGAAAACCUAUAGCCGACCAAUAUUUGGAUCCGUGAGGACAAAGCCGGACAAGAUUCAAAACCUGCACUGCCGGCCUCAGAACUCCACAGCCAUCGCCUGCUCUUGGAUCCCUCCUGACUCUGACUUUGACGGGUAUAGCAUUGAAUGUCGGAAAAUGGACACUCAGGAAGUUGAGUUUUCCAGAAAGCUGGAGAAAGAGAAAUCUCUCCUCAACAUCAUGAUGCUCGUGCCCCAUAAGAGGUACCUGGUGUCCAUCAAGGUGCAGUCGGCCGGCAUGACCAGCGAGGUGGUGGAAGACAGCACUAUCACAAUGAUAGACCGGCCCCCUCCUCCACCUCCACAUAUUCGGGUGAAUAAAAAGGAUGUGCUAAUCAGCAAAUCUUCCAUCAACUUCACUUUCAACUGCAGCUGGUUCAGCGACACCAACGGAGCUGUGAAAUACUUCACGGUGGUCGUGAGAGAGGCUGAGGGCAGUGAUGAGCUGAAGCCGGAACAGCAACACCCUCUGCCCUCCUACCUAGAAUACAGGCACAACGCCUCCAUCCGGAUGUAUCAGACCGAUUACUUUGCCAGCAAGUGUGCUGAAAGUCCUGACAGCAACUCCAAGAGUUUUAACAUUAAGCUGGGAGCAGAGAUGGAGAGCCUGGGUGGAAAAUGCGAUCCCAACCAGCAAAAAUUCUGUGACGGGCCGCUGAAGCCGCGCACUGCCUACAGAAUCAGCAUUCGAGCUUUUACACAGCUGUUUGAUGAGGACCUGAAGGAAUUCACGAAGCCACUCUAUUCUGACACAUUUUUCUCCUUGCCUAUCACCACUGAGUCAGAGCCUUUAUUUGGAGUUAUCGAAGGUGUGAGUGCUGGUCUGUUCUUAAUUGGCAUGCUGGUGGCUGUGGUUGCCUUAUUCAUCUGCAGACAGAAAGCCAGCCAUGGUCGAGAAAGGCCCUCUGCCCGCCUGAGCAUUCGCCGGGAUCGACCAUUAUCUGUCCACUUGAACCUGGGCCAGAAAGGUAACCGGAAAACGUCUUGCCCAAUAAAAGUAAAUCAGUUUGAAGGGCACUUCAUGAAGCUGCAGGCUGAUUCCAACUACCUUCUGUCCAAGGAAUACGAGGAUUUGAAAGACGUGGGUCGAAACCAAUCAUGUGACAUUGCGCUCUUGCCGGAGAACAGAGGGAAAAAUCGAUACAACAAUAUAUUGCCCUAUGAUGCCUCUCGAGUGAAGCUGUCGAAUGUAGACGAUGACCCGUGCUCAGACUACAUCAAUGCCAGCUACAUCCCUGGCAACAACUUCAGAAGAGAAUACAUUGCUACUCAGGGACCUCUUCCUGGCACCAAGGAUGACUUCUGGAAAAUGGCAUGGGAACAGAAUGUUCACAACAUCGUCAUGGUGACCCAGUGUGUGGAGAAGGGCCGAGUGAAGUGUGACCAUUACUGGCCAGCAGACCAAGAUUCCCUCUACUACGGGGACCUCAUCCUGCAGAUGCUCUCAGAGUCUGUGCUGCCCGAGUGGACCAUCCGGGAAUUUAGGAUAUGCAGCGAGGAACAGCUCGACACACACAGGCUCAUCCGCCACUUUCACUACACGGUGUGGCCAGACCACGGGGUCCCAGAGACCACCCAGUCCCUGAUCCAGUUUGUGAGAACCGUCAGGGACUACAUCAGCAGGAGCCCCGGCGCCGGGCCCACCGUGGUGCAUUGCAGUGCUGGUGUGGGUAGGACUGGAACCUUUAUUGCACUGGACCGAAUCCUCCAGCAAUUAGACUCCAAAGACUCCGUGGACAUUUACGGAGCCGUGAAUGACCUAAGACUUCACAGGGUUCACAUGGUCCAGACUGAGUGUCAGUAUGUAUACCUACAUCAGUGCGUAAGAGAUGUCCUCAGAGCAAGGAAGCUACGGAGUGAGCAAGAAAACCCCCUGUUUCCAAUCUACGAAAAUGUGAAUCCAGAGUAUCACAGAGACCCAGGCUAUUCAAGGCAUUGAGAAUGCAUCUGAAGAUCUCUCGGAUAAAAACUAUUCACUGUGUGAUUUAAAAACAAAACAAAACAAAACAAAAAAAUUUGCUUCUUGCCCUACAGAGGUGCCAACUAUUUCUGUUGAUACUAUGUAUAAUUUAUUAAUCUGGAGAAUUUUAAAGAAUUUAUGUAAUUUAAAGGUAACAGAUAUUAUUGUACAUAGUUGUAUUUUGUAGUUUCUUCUGUAAAUAUGUAUUUUUUCAUAAUGUUUAAUAUUAAGCUUUAUAUAAUACUAUUUUUCCACACUAAAGUGUUCAUGGAUUGUUCUACAUAAACUAAUUCAACCUGUAUGACAGGACUACCGGGAAAAUGUAGAUGGAAGGGGUUGCAGGGACAAUCCCAUGGGCCAUGGUUUUGACCUGCUUUGAUAUUCGCUGGUCAGGAUAAAGGCAGGGCUGGGGAAAGCACGUAAUACAGCUGGCUUUCCUGCAUUGCUCUUCUAGGAACCUAGGGAUCCAAAGAUGAUCCAAAUGCUAUUUGGACAAACGUAAUAGUCAAAAAAGGAUUGGGGGAAAGGGGUUAGGCAGCCCCAAAGCUGAAAUAGGUGGUUAUCCCUACACUAGUUUAUCUCUCCCCUUUCUCCUGCCAGAGGUUCAAGCCAAAGUGGUCGGUUCAGGGACCAUGUAACUUGCAGAGAAGUCCAGGCUUCAGGGUUGAGGAUUCUGAUAGAGAACAAUCCAAACAGAAGUGAUGAAUUUCUUAUAUCAAGAAGAAUGCCCCCUGUACCCCUGAGUGGAAAUAAAAUUGACAUGCAAAGUGCCAUCCAGAGUGACUAGAGAUUAUGUCACUGCAGUCGCAGUGUGGGGGCAUGCCUCCCCAUACUGGACUGAGUGUGUGGCUUGAUGCACACACACUCAUCUUUGUCUUAUUUCUAGUGGGCUGCAUUCCUGGAAAGGUCAAAAUUAUGUCACUCAUCUUGGGUUUUCCCAUUAAAAGAAGAUUGUUGUGGCAGAUUAUAUUUCUGAUCAAAGGACUUGGUAUUAACAUCUUUAUAGAAAUGUCCACAAACAUCAGAUAUAGUACAUUUAAAAAAAACAAAACAAAACUCAGUCGUGCUUAAUAUAGAAAUUCCCAAAAGACUUUUUUAGUAAAUCACUGAGGUCAAAAUAUCAGUAGUCACCUGAAGGUGCAUUUGACAUAAAAGCCACCGAGUUUAUCUUCAGUAUUUGUGCCUAUUUUGACUGUAACAAAUUUCCGUGGGUUAGAAAGUGGGCAUUGCCCUCCUCAAGCUCCAGUUCUGAGGGUCUUCCUGGGGACAAUUUGAAAGUUAUAUGUAUGAAAUCUUCAUGGCUGCUUGAGAAAGAAGCCAGGAUGUUUGCCUUUUUCUCACUUACAAAUCUCUCCACGGUAAACCUAAGAAUUAGAGAUGGACGUCAUUGACCUUACAGCUUCAACUGCAGAAAGAAUACAUUUCUUUUUAAAGUAUGUAUUUUUGCUACAUACAAUAAAGUCCCAUAAGUAAUAUAAUGCAUGUAAAUGAAAAUCAUUAAAUAUAUCCAAAAUAGUUAUCUGUGGUUAUGUAAAUUUCCACACACACCAGAAAAAUUUCCAGGGCUACUUGAAGUUUAUAAAAACAGGGGAAAACUUUCUAAGAAUAAAUGUGAAGAGUAAUAAAAGGAUUCCAAGUUUUCACAGUCUCAUUGUGCUCAAUGCCCUUGUGAAAUAGCAGUGAUAGGCUCUGCUUCUGUUUCAGGGAACUAGGUGGAUCUUCUAGAAAUGAAAAGGAACAAUAUAUACGUAAGGGUGGCAGAUGUACCAGCAGGAAGAAAAUAGAGGUCAGAGAUUUAUGAGAUGUGGCGUCUAGUAGGAAUAACUUUCCCUGCAUUGAAAAGAAAAAGCAAGAGAAAAACAACAGAUUUUUAAACUAACGUUGCUUGGCACAAAGCACAUUACCACA